Molecule: messenger RNA, 2719 nt
Organism: Clarias gariepinus (North African catfish)
Lineage: Eukaryota; Metazoa; Chordata; Actinopteri; Siluriformes; Clariidae
Product: chloride channel CLIC-like protein 1
Exons: 10
Coding region: 270-2051 (593 amino acids)
Cellular component (GO): membrane; endoplasmic reticulum
Molecular function (GO): chloride channel activity
Source: RefSeq, a predicted model, not a curated record
UGUGUGUGCCGCUUUAACGACGAAAAUAAGGAGGAACUUAGUUAGUUUAUUAGCUUUAGCGUUAUCUGUCUCUUCAGCUGCGAGUGAUUCGGGUUCGGUUUUUCUCUUUUAUCGCCCAUGCUAGUUCGUUGACCAGUUAGCUAGCAUGUUUAUUUUUAUUUUUUUAGAAGGCUAAGUUAGUUAGCUGUAGAUAAAAAUCUGAGGGUUUUUUGCAUUAGCUUCAUGCAAAAACUAGGUUUAUAUGGGUGUAUUUUAAACGUGUGGUGAUAAUGAAGAAGUCAGGCAGGUUGUUGUUAUGGAGCUGUAGUGGUUUCAUUGUUGUUAGUAGUUUAUUGGCGCUUGUUUGUGGACAUAUUGGUCCUGAAGAUGAUGAGUGGGUUGACCCAACUGACAUGCUCAACUACGACCCAAUUACGAAAAGCAUGAGAAAGACUGCUGAGGCUUCCAGCUACAAUAAUGUACCGACUAAAAGAAGGGAUCACAAUCAAGACUUGGGUCCAGUGAUUCGGUGCCCAGAUUUGAAGAAAUGUACUGACAGACUGAACACAUUACAACGAGAAACUGAAGAGUUUAAAAGGAGGGUGACAUUUUCCUCACAACAGCCAACGUGUAUUCCUGUCUUCAAGCGCUUCCUCGCAAAGCUUCUUAAGGAAAUUCAAAAACUUGGCUUGCCCACUGCUGUGACGUCUGAAAAGCACUACGAUGCCGAAGUGAAACUUUCCAAGCAAAUGGUGUCAGAAAUCCAGAAGCUUGUGAAUGAUGAAAGCAGCUGGAGGACUGGAGCUUUGGAUGAUGCUCUUAGUCAAAUACUUGUUAACUUUAAACUACAUGAUUAUGAGGCCUGGAAGUGGCGUUUUGAAGACACGUUUGGUGUUGAGCUACAGACUCUUAUCAUGAUCACAGUCCUUGUCUUGUUAAUAGUGGUCAUAAUCUGCACUGAGAUGUGGUCAGCGGUGUCCUGGUUUGUCCAGUUUAAGAGAAUGUUUGCUCUAUGCUUCAUAAUCAGUCUUGUGUGGAACUGGUUCUAUCUCUACAAGACUGCCUUUGCUGCACACCACGCCAGCCUGGUAAAGAAUGAGCAAUUCAAUGAUAAAUGCACCAGGGUUAAGAAAUUUGACUGGACUGAUAAUAUUAAAGAGUGGUAUCGCACUACGUUGACUCUUCAGGAUGAUCCAUGUUACCGGUACUACCAGGACCUGAUUGUGAAUCCAGUCCUGCUAGUGCCUCCAACCAAGGCCAUCACUAUGACCAUCGCUACCUUCUUCACAGACCCUCUAAAGCACAUAGGAGAAGGCAUUAGCGACUUUCUCCGGGCUUUAUUAAAAGACAUGCCUAUUACACUGCAGAUUCCUGUUCUUCUUUGUGUGAUGCUGUCUAUCCUGGUAUUUAUAUACAGCACGAGUCAAGCGGCCGUACACCAUGCCCUUCUUCGGCCUCUACGAGGAAGACGUCAAGAUCCUCCACCCAGCAUCGCUCCGCAGCCUGCCGCUCCUCCCUUACCAGAGCCAGAGGACCACAGAGAACAAAGGUACCUGUUGGCAGGGGGUGAUGCAAACCGCCCCACACAACUCAGACACCAUGUAGGACAAGAAGACGACCAAUUCACCCGCAUGAGGAACAGGACUUACCAUGAAGACAACAGACCUGAAAUUCGCCAAAGGACACCCAACAUGCAGAGAGCGGAGCAGCAGAGGGUACGUGUGGAAACCGUACGGCAUGCAGACAGCCUUUACAGCGGGGAUGAGACAGACACUCAUGAGGGAGCAGUAGCCGAGAACGUGGAUCAGCAUGUGGACGAAAAGCCACAAACUCACAGUGAUGAGCCAAGGGAGGAAUAUAAGACGUCUGCAACUAAAAUACAAAUAAAGCAGACUCAGACUCCAUCUAAAAAGCAGAGUGUGAAAAGAAUCACUAAGGAUAACAAGAAUUCAGGAAACACUGAAAGGAACGAGGCAGGUGAUUCCGCAAGCCCAAGAGGAGAUAAAUCCAAGAAAGAAGACUGUGUUGAAAAUAUUGGCAGUCCUGUUCAGGGAACUCAUUUUUCCUCUUAAAAUAACUCUUUUUGUUUUCUUUUAAAAAAAAAUCACUAUCAUGUAAUUUUUGUACUUGAAUAUAUUUAUAUUAAAUAUAAAAUGAUGAAACUGUUUAGGUGCAGCAAAAACUUCUGUCAAUGGAAACCAGCAAGAGAAUUGUUCAAUUAUGAAAAGCCUUUUACAUUUAGUUGAACUUCCCGCCAACCUAAAAUAAUUAGAGCCUUUCUAUUAAACAUAGCAACUAGUAUCAGGAGCUAUCAAUAGUUUGGUGGACUUACAAGCCAGUCAGUACAGUCUUCAUUGUAAGGAGGACAUAAUAGUAUCUACAUCUACAUAUCUACAUACAUACAUGUUAAAAUGUUGCGUGAAAUCAUCGCAGUAUAAUUCUGUAAAAUUACUCCAAAAGCAUCACUUAUUUGUCAGCAUCUGGAAAAUUAUUGAUGUUAACAACACAAACUAGCUUAAUUAUUACCCGCCAGCCUCUAUUCACACGUUUGCCCCCUAAAACCCUUACCACUUUGAUUUGCAAUGAUUAUUAUCUUCUUUUAAAUAAAAUUAAUGAAGACAGGACAUAAUGCAACAGAAUGGGAAAAUAAUCACAGUGAACACUUUAAAUGUGUAAGCCAAAAGUUUUUGAUUAAAUAUUUCUGUGGUGUCCCUAAUAAACAAUCCAGCUGCUGCUUCCA